AUGGCCCUCCAUAGACAACGACAUUCAGCCGAGGGAGCAUCUUCUUCAUGUCGUCCUAAUUCUCAACCUCGUAUGUUCAUCCAACGCAAUCCAUUGGAAGGUCAUGAACGCCUUUGGAAUGAUUACUUUGCUCAACCGCCAAUAUAUCCGCCAAACGUUUUUAGGAGGCGAUUUCGAAUGAAUCGUGUUCUUUUUUUAUGCAUACAUUCUGCAGUUGAGACUCAUGGUGAUUAUUUUGUCCAAAAGAGAGAUGCCAAUGGUAGGCUUGGAUUGUCUUCCCUUCAAAAGAUGACCGCGGCAAUUAGGAUGCUCGCAUAUGAGAAUUGUCCUAAUGCUUGGAAAGGUAUAUACUCUGGUCACGUAAAUGAACCAACUAUUAUUUUGAAAGCUGUUGCCUCUUACGAUCUUUGGAUAUGGCAUGCUUUUUUUGGUUUGCCUGAGUCUCACAACGACAUCAACGUACUCGAUCGAUUUUCUGUUUUUGCUGCGUUGGCUAAAGGUCGUGCUCCUCCAUGCAGCUAUACUAUUAAUGGUCACAAAUACACAAUGGGAUAUUAUCUUGCUGAUGGUAUAUAUCCUUCAUGGGUAACAUUAGUAAAAACAAUUCCUACUCCACAUAGAAAAAAGAAACAACAUUUUGCUACUUACCAUGAGUCUGCCAGGAAAGAUGUGGAACAUGCCUUCGGAGUACUCCAAGCUAGAUUUACAAUUGUGCGUAGACCUGCAAGGUAUUUCCAACCUGAAUUUCUAAAAGAUAUUAUGUACGCAUGUAUUAUCUUGCACAAUAUGAUCGUUGAAGGUGAACGUCAUCUAUAUUUUGGGGCUGACCAAUUCAAUUAUGAAGCCAAUGAUGAUACUCCAUCUGAGCCUAUUUCUCGCGAUAAUAUACCUGAAUUCAUAGAGUUCACUGCCCAACAUCAUCGUAUUAGAGAUAAAGGCACUCAUUCACAACUCCAAGCUGACCUUAUCGAGCACUUAUGGAAUAUGCAUGGCCAAGCAUAA
Molecule: messenger RNA, 1002 nt
Organism: Carya illinoinensis
Lineage: Eukaryota; Viridiplantae; Streptophyta; Magnoliopsida; Fagales; Juglandaceae
Exons: 2
Coding region: 1-1002 (333 amino acids)
Source: RefSeq, a predicted model, not a curated record